Molecule: messenger RNA, 1506 nt
Organism: Aureobasidium namibiae CBS 147.97
Lineage: Eukaryota; Fungi; Ascomycota; Dothideomycetes; Dothideales; Saccotheciaceae
Product: DUF185-domain-containing protein
Exons: 2
Coding region: 1-1506 (501 amino acids)
Cellular component (GO): mitochondrion
Molecular function (GO): protein-arginine omega-N symmetric methyltransferase activity
Source: RefSeq, a predicted model, not a curated record
AUGGAGUCCGCCGCUGUGUCGCAGCUGUUCAAACAGCUUUUCCAACAUCGUCCAUGCCGAACAUGCCUUUCCAAUAAACUCCGACAAGCGCCCCGUCGACUAUACAGCUCCCAGAAGCAAUACACCAGUCCAAACUACCAAGGACGACGGAAAGAAGACAACAAGCUUGAGAGCAACUGGCAACAGCGCAGCCUGUCUUUCCCUCCGGAUAAGCUCGACGAAUUCAAGAGAUACCCACAAGUCACGUCGGAUGAACUACGCGCAAGGAAAGAGCGGCCGAGGAGAGUGCGCAUGUUGAUGCGCGACUUCAUCGAAGACAGUCUGUACAACCCGCAGUACGGCUACUUCUCGAAGCAUGUUGUCAUCUGGACUCCUGGCGAACCAUUUGACUUCAAUCAACUCCCCGAUGAACAAUCUUUCUACCGAGAAUAUGGUCAACGCUACAACGACUUUGAAGAUCAGCUGGAUGCAAAGGAGUACAACGAGACUCGCCAACUCUGGCAUACGCCCACAGAACUCUUCCGCCCAUACUAUGGAGAAGCUAUCGCCCGCCAUCUGGUCGCAAACUACAAGUUGCAAUUAUACCCAUACCACGACCUCCUCAUCUACGAGAUGGGUGCCGGAAAUGGAACUCUGAUGAUGAACGUCCUCGACUACAUUCGCCAGACCGACCCUGAAGUCUACGCUCGCACUCGCUUCCGCGUCAUUGAAGUCUCUUCCGCUCUGGCCUCGAUCCAGGGAAGCCAGCUCAUGAGAAAUGCUCAAGCGAAGGGCCACGCAGACAAAGUUUCCAUCAUCAACAAGUCAAUCUUCGAUUGGGACAUUUAUGAGGCUUCUCCUUGCUUCUUCCUAGCUAUGGAAGUCUUCGACAACUUUGCUCACGACGUAAUCAGAUAUGACCCUUCCACCGAAGAACCACUUCAAGGUUCUGCUCUGGUCGAUGCGAAUGGUGACUUUUACGAAUUCUACUCUAAGGACAUAGACCCGGUGGCUUCUCGCUUCCUGCGAGUCAGGGAUGCUGCAUGUAACGACAUCAACUACGCGCAUCCUCUACGCAACUCUCCCGCUAUAUUGAGGAAGUUGAGGAGCAAAUUGCCCUUUGCUCCCAACCUCAGUAUCCCAGAGUACAUUCCUACGAGGUUGAUGCACUUUUUCGAUAUUCUGCACAAAUACUUCCCGGCACAUAAAUUGGUCACUUCGGAUUUCCACGCUCUUCCCGAUGCUGUGGAGGGUGUCAACGCGCCUGUGGUGCAGACUCGCUACCAACGUCGCAUGGUCCCUGUCACCACUCCUCUGGUUCAUCAAGGCUUUUUCGACAUCCUCUUCCCCACAGACUUUGCGGUCAACGAAGCAAUCUACCGUGCCAUUACCGGAAAGCUUACCCGCGUCAUGAAGCACGAGGACUUCUUCAAGCGAUGGGCCUAUGUCGAGGACACACAGACGAGGAACGGAGAAAACCCGCUCUUGAGCUGGUACAAGAAUGCUUCCGUCAUGAUCACCAUAUAG